AUGAGCACAUCAACAAUGCCAGGAGUUGGAACAACACCACCUUCGUCGGGACACUCGAUGCUACCGAUGAAUGUCAUGGCCCAAAAAGUAAUGCCUGGAGGUGACCCAGGUUCAAUGAAACCAUUGAGUGGCGGUAAUUUGAGUUACGUUACACUCCAACCGGCUAGCCAGCCGCUCAGCUUGGUCCAGGAUCAUAGGUCACAAGUUUAUCCGACGUCAGCACCUUAUAAUCAGUCAGCAUCAGCACAGCCGUCAUCAGUCACUCCGGGUAGUAAUAUUAAUGUGCCGGCUGAGAGAGAGAAGGAGGCUGGUGAUUCGACGGAUAAUAAGUCUACUCACAAUGGAGUUGAGGUGGCUGUUAAAAUUCCUGGGGCAGGUUUACCUGUUGAUCAAGAAUCUAAUCUACAGACUAAACAAAGUCAAGAGGCUAAUAGAAAUAAUAAUGUUAGUCCUGAGAGCUCAUCUACUGGAAGUCAAGAUGAUAUUAAAUCUGAACCACAAUCAUCUGCGGUUAUUGAAAGUUCUGUAGCAGUAAGUGCAGCUCCAAAAGCUGAGGAGAAAAAAAUCCUUGUUAACAAUGGCACUAAAGAAGCCGAUAAUUGUCCUACGUUAGUGACAGUACAAAAUAAAGUAUCUCCACAAAAAACUGAAGACACCCUGGCCAAAGUUGAUGCUGUUGUUAGUACCAAAAAAGUACCUACUACACCUACAAAGGCGGCAGCUAGUGAAUCAAGCUCACCAGCAACAACAAUGACUAAAGCUGAGCAAAAAUUAAACUCACCUGUUCGAGCUCCCAAACGAAAAUCUCGGGAAUUGAAGGAUUUAAAGAGCCCAUCUGCUGAAGGUGGUAGCAAACCUAAAAGAAAUCGGGUUCAAACCCAACCUUAUCAGAGUCCUCUGCCAGAAAUAGCUUUGAUUGUUAAACAGACUCUCAAUAAAGCCCCUGCUAAUAAAAAUCCUGAUGAUAAACUCAUCGUAUUUUACAAGAAUGAAUUUUUAGCAGUGCGUAAUGCUGAAGGUAGCUUUUAUGUAUGCCAAGCAAUGCAGAAUAUUUUCAAAUCUAGUCGGCGUAUUCGCAUACGUUGGCUUUCGCAGGAUAAAAAUAAUGGGGAAAUUUAUUCACCUGACUUUUAUGACUUUACUGACUUUGAUUGCAUACUGACGAAUUUAAAUUUAAACAAAGUUGAUAAAAAUAAAUAUCAAUUGACUAAAUUUGAAUUAUUACGAACGGAAAAUAUACUGAAGCGUGCUAUUGAUGUUGAAGCUGGUGUUUCUGAAAAACCUAUGGAUUUAUCGUUAUAUAAAGACGAAUCACAAUUGAAGAGGAGAAAAGGAUCAAGUAAACCUAAGCAACGACAACGUAAGAGGUCAAAACGUGAAUCAUCAAGUUCAUCGUCUUCAUCGUCAUCCUCCUCGGAAGAUGAUAGCAGCGAUGAAGAAGUUGAUAAAAAAUCAACCACAGCAGCAGCAACGACGACAACGACAACAACACCUAAAUCAAGCCGUGCUAAGAAACGCCCUGCUACAAACAAUAAAGCACUGGCAAUAGCCAAGUCUGUAGCUAAUGUAUCAAGUCGUGCUAAACGAAUUAUGAAUCGCAGUAGUAAAACCGAUGCCUCUAAUGACAAUUCGGGGAAUUCUGGAGAUACUAAUGCUAGCAGUACUAGAGCUGAUGCUGGUGCUGGUAAACGUCCCAGUAACACUGAUGUCAAAAAAACUGAACCGAAAAAAACUACAAAGCCUCCUCCGUCUGUUCCGAGUUCCACAAGAACGAAAUUACGUGGGUCAACACAAAUUGCUGAGACGAGCAGUAAUAAUUCAACAAGACGUGGAAAACGAUUGGCUGCGGCUACUACCGGGGUGACGUCAACCGUGGAUUCGUCUUCUGAAAAAAAAUCACGUAGCAGAGUGUAA
Cotesia congregata is the source of this 1914-nucleotide messenger RNA. NCBI's taxonomy places the organism in Eukaryota, Metazoa, Arthropoda, Insecta, Hymenoptera, Braconidae. The record is from the annotation of a GenBank genome assembly.